AAUAGACGAUCUUGGACCGGCCGGUGACGUCACGACGCCGCUCCUCCAGCUGGACGUCAGUCAGCGUUUGAGACUUAACUUUUUACUCCGCCAUGUUUCACAAAUUAAAGACAUCGAAUUAAAUUCCGAGGCGUUAAAUCAGCCGCUGAGAAGAGUUGCAACGGGAGAUUAGUCGAUGUCAGAGGCGUUCGGAACUCGAACAUUAACCUCAGGUCGCUGCGCUUCUCUUGUCAGAGAUGUGACGAGCUGUCAAUCAAGCCAGGCCACGCCCCCUCUCACCAUCAGGCAGUCAAGGCACAGUGUGGAGGGCCGCCAUGCACGUGACGCUCAUGCGCUCAGACUUUGGUCUGGACCCGCCCAGCGCCGUUAACCAUGCCAUCAGCGCCACGGGAGCGUCGCCCGGCCUGAGAGCUCGGCCGCCAUGUUGUCUCACUUCCUCCUCGCCAGCGGCUGAGGACGGCGCAGCCCUGCUGGACAUGUGGGCUGUCAUCAAGCCGGGACACGUCCGCGAGAAGAUCGCCAUCUUCACUGAGGAGGCGGGAGAACGAAACCACGCCUCCUUUUUGGGGACUGCGCGGGCCGGAAAGGUGAAGGGACGCUGGCAGGAAAAUGGUGACGCCAAGCGGCGGAGGAGGUCUGCAGACAGCCAGAACCUCCCAGAGGACCUGGGAAGCUCCGCCCACGUUCUGGCAAGUGGGCGUGGCGAUGUUGAGGGGGUGGAGCGCAAGGUGUCUGUGGGCGAGAUGGUGGCGUUCCUGGAACGGCGAGCAAGUGUGCACCAGGCAGACUCCAAACCCCUGCUCGCGCUCCACAAGAGCUUUGCAGCCCCGCCCCCUCAGGACAAAGGGGAGGAGCCAGAGUGCGUCAAGGUGUCGGACAUGGUGGCCAAGCUGGAGUCCGAGUGUCUGCGGUGCAGGACCGAGGGGGGCGUGUCCAGAAGCAACAGCCUGAGGUCAGUGGGGCGUGUCCUCCUUGCCAGUGCCCACCAUUUCCCCGCCCCCUCACCGUGUCCGUCAGGGGCCUCGGCUCUGGCCACACCCUCCUUCCGGCCGUCAGGUGGGAGUCCUGAGGCCUCGCCCUCGCUGGCUGAGGAGGCGGAACCUCUUCCUGGAUUAUUGUUUCUAUCUCCGCCCGCGACGAGCACUCAUUUAGGCACCGACACAGAUUUGACUUUUGGCUCCAGCACCCCCCCUCCCCAGCCCCGUAGUGUCUGUGCUCUGAGCGGCAGCGUGACACGGCGCUCCUCGACAUCACUCGACUUCCUGGAGCUGCGCCAGCAACUCCGCCAGCUUCUGGAGCCUCCGCCCACGGCGCCACUGUCUGCACUGCCGGCGGACGUGCUGGUGGGCAUCUUCGCGCUGCUGCCCACACGCACGCUGGCAGCACUCAAGUGCACGUGUCGCUACUUCAAGUCCAUCAUCAACAGCUACGCCGUCCGCCCCGCCGACGCGCUGUGGGUGUCGGAUCCCCGUUACCGCGACGACCCCUGCAAGCGCUGCAAGCGGCGCUACGUGCGCGGCGACACGUCGCUUUGUCGCUGGCACCAUAAGCCGUACUGCCAGCCGCUGCCCUACGGCCCCGGGUACUGGAUGUGUUGCCACGGCACCCACAGGGGUGCGCCGGGGUGCAAACUGGGUCUCCAUGACAACCGCUGGGUGCCUGCCUUCCACAGCAUCAACGUUCCCUUUUGCCGCGGGAACGGCGGUGACUAAGCUGUUUUCGCUUUGCGCCACAAACUCAACUUUUUACAUUUUUUUUUAAUCGGCCCAAAGGGAAGGGUCUCAGGCAGGAUCCUUCCCCAUCAAGCAGGUGGGCGGGGCCUUCGCCAGAUAGACUUCCUGUGCACCUUGUUUGUGUUUACUUUUCCGGUUGCCGUGGAGAUGAUAAACAUUGAAAGAGGAAGAUUGAAAAACCAAAAGUUUGCUUUAAUAAAGAGCUUUUU
Messenger RNA from Nerophis lumbriciformis (worm pipefish), 1942 nucleotides. It is a transcript of the gene fbxo34, whose product is annotated as F-box protein 34. Gene Ontology annotation, molecular function: protein binding. NCBI's taxonomy places the organism in Eukaryota, Metazoa, Chordata, Actinopteri, Syngnathiformes, Syngnathidae. The record is from RefSeq and is a predicted model, not a curated record.